AUGUCCAUGGGCGGCGGUAUUCACUUGCCAUCAGGGGGUGCAGAAAAGAGCGUCAACUUUACAUUGUCGCUUAACGAAGAUGGCACAUCGUCCUUCAGCUGCAACACCUGCGGCAAGGCCUUCAAGCGGAGGGAACUCUUCAGCCAGCAUCAACGGCAGGUGCACCUGAAACUACGACCGAAACUGCGCGGCUGCCGUCUCUGCGAGGAGAGGGUGCCGACGCAUCUGAGGCCGGCGCACAUGGAGAGCAGGCACGGGGUGCCCGCCCCUAAAUGCGGCGCCUGCGGCAAAAGGUUCGCCUUCCCGAACGACGUGCUCCGCCACCAGAGGACCCACCACAUGGGGGAGCGGGGCCACGUCUGCCAGGAGUGUGGCGUGCGCUUCCCCACGAAGCAUGCCCUCACACAGCACGCGGUCAAGCACUCAGCGCUGAGGGGCUUCCCCUGCCGGUUCUGCGGGAAAGCGUUCAAGCGCGCGAAAACCCUGAGGACCCACGUGAUGAUCCACCUGAACGAGAGGCGGCACGCGUGCCAGCUGUGCAAAGAAGCCUUCGUCCAGCUCUCCAGCUUGAAAUACCAUAUGACGAGGCGACAUCCGGAGGCGGUG
This is a messenger RNA of Iphiclides podalirius (scarce swallowtail), 606 nucleotides long. The record is from the annotation of a GenBank genome assembly. Lineage: Eukaryota; Metazoa; Arthropoda; Insecta; Lepidoptera; Papilionidae.